AUGUCUGUCGAUCGGCUGGUGAGACAGGUGCUCCAAGGAGAGGGUAGGGAAAAGGUGGAUGGGGCAGCAGUGGAAGCCUCGCCAGAGGAAGCCUCGCCAAUGGAGCACGUGAAUGGCGUGGCAAGCACGCCAGCACAGCACCGCGCCAGUAGAGCACGUGAAUGGCGUGGCAAGCACGCCGGCACAGCAUUGUCUCCUCUCCUGGGCUGGUGCUCAUGGGCUGCCCCACGCACACAGGCGCCAGUAGAGCACGUGAAUGGCGUGGCAAGCACGCCGGCACAGCACCGUCUCCUCUCCUGGGCUGCGCAACGCCGCUGUCCCCUCCUCCCCCCCGCCGCGACCCCCUGUCGCCGCCUCCCCUUCUCGCCGCCGCGCCUGAUUCGGCGCCGCCUGCGCAUCCUGCCGCCGCGACGCCUCGUCGCCGCCUGCCCGCUGCCCGUCCCUCCGCCGCGACGUCACGUCGCCGCGUUCCCGCCGCCGCGCCUGCUACGGCGCCGCCUGCGCAUCCUGCCGCCGCGACGCCUCGUCGCCGCCUGCCCGUCCCUCCGCCGCGACGUCUCGUCGCCGCGUUCCCGCCGCCGCGCCUGCUUCGGCGCCGCCUGCGCAUCCUGCCGCCGCGACGCCUCGUCGCCGCCUGCCCGUCCCUCCGCCGCGACGUCUCGUCGCCGCGUUCCCGCCGCCGCGCCUGCUACGGCGCCGCCUGCGCAUCCUGCCGCCGCGACGCCUCGUCGCCGCCUGCCCGUCCCUCCGCCGCGACGUCUCGUCGCCGCGUUCCCGCCGCCGCGCCUGCUUCGGCGCCGCCUGCGCAUCCCGCCGCCGCGACGCCUCGUCGCCGCCUGCCCGUCCCUCCGCUGCGACGUCACGUCGCCGCCUCCCCUUCCCGCCGCCGCGCCUGCUUCCGCGCCGUCUGCCCGUCCCGCCGCCGCGACAGCUCGUCGCCCCCUGCCCAUCCUCCACCGCGACCGCGCCAUCCCCGCCCACACUUCCUGCCGCCGUGACUGCCCCGUCGCCGCCUGCAGAUUCAGCCGCAACUGCACCCUCCCUUCCUCCUCUCCCUACUCCUCUCCCCCCCCCUCCCCCUCCCCCUGCGCCCCUCGUUGCCGCGGCCUGCCUGCCGCCGCCGUCCCUCGUUUCGCCGCCGCGGCCCUUCCGCCGUCGCAUGCGCCCCUCGUCGUCGCGGCCUGCUCGCCGCCGCCGCCCCCGACUUUGCCACCGCCUCCCCUUCCCGCCGCCGCACGUUCGCACAGCCGCCUGCGCCCUUCGGCAGCAGCAGCGGCAGCAGGGGAAGUGCAGCAGCCUCCGCAGCAGCAACUUCACCCUUGGCCGCCGCGGGUCCACCCGCCGUCGCCCAUCAUGACUGCUACCCCCCCUGCCCCUCUCCCCCCUCCUCACUGGAGCAGUCCGGAUCAGCAACAGCAGGGGCAGCAGCAGCAGCAGCAGCCGGAUCAGCAACAGCAGGGGCAGCAGCAGCAGCAGCAGCAGCAGCAGCAGCAGCAGCAGCGGGAGCAACACCAGCAACGGCAGCAGGGGCAGCAGCAGCAGCAGCCGGGGCAGCAGCAGCAGCAGCAGCAGCAGCAGCAGCCGGAGCAGCAGCAGCAGCAGCAGCAGCCGGGGCAGCCGCAUCAGCAGCAGCCGGGACAGCAGCAGCAGCAGCAGCAGCAUCAGCAGCAGCAGCACCAGCAGCAGCAGCGGCGCCGCGCCAGUAGAGCACGUGAAUGGCGUGGCAAGCACGCCGGCACAGCACCGUCUCCUCUCCUGGGCUGGUGCUCAUGGGCUGCCCCACGCACACAGGCGCCAGUAGAGCACGUGAAUGGCGUGGCAAGCACGCCGGCACAGCACCGUCUCCUCUCCUGGGCUGGUGCUCAUGGGCUGCCCCACGCACACAGGCGCCAGUAG
Messenger RNA from Closterium sp. Naga37s-1, 1896 nucleotides. Lineage: Eukaryota; Viridiplantae; Streptophyta; Zygnematophyceae; Desmidiales; Closteriaceae. The record is from the annotation of a GenBank genome assembly.